GAGCGUUCUGCCAGGCGGAAGCUCCUGGGUGUGUGGAGAAGGAGCAAUGAGGGCCCAAGCGCGGCCUGGUGGCGUCCGCCGCGGGGGCGCGGCGGGGCUCAGGAUGAUCUUCUGCGCGCUGCGGCCACCGCUCCCUCCUCUCUUUUUCCUUAUUUUGUUGUUGAUGGCGGCGCCCGGCGCACGGGCCGCGGGAUACAAGACAUGCCCCACCGUGCAGCCGGAUAUGCUCAACGUGCACCUGGUAGCUCACACACAUGAUGAUGUGGGCUGGCUCAAGACUGUGGACCAGUACUUUUAUGGCAUCCAUAAUGACGUCCAGCACGCCGGUGUGCAGUACAUCUUAGACUCAAUCAUCUCUGCCCUUCUGGAGGAGCCCACCCGCCGUUUCAUCUACGUGGAGAUUGCCUUCUUCUCCCGUUGGUGGCAGCGGCAGACAAACGCAACACAGGAAGCUGUGAGAGAUCUGGUGCGCCAGGGGCGCCUGGAGUUUGCAAAUGGAGGCUGGGUGAUGAAUGAUGAGGCAGCCACCCACUACGGAGCCAUCAUAGACCAGAUGACACUUGGGCUGAACUUCCUGGAAAAUACAUUUGGCAAUGACGGGAGCCCCCGCACGGCCUGGCACAUUGACCCCUUUGGACACUCUCGCGAGCAGGCCUCGCUGUUCGCACAGAUGGGCUUUGAUGGCUUUUUCUUCGGGCGCCUGGAUUAUCAAGACAAGAAAACGAGGAAGGAAAAGCUGGAGAUGGAGCAGGUGUGGCGGGCCAGCGCCAGCCUGAAGCCCCCUGCCGCAGACCUCUUUACCAGUGCAGCCUAUUGGAUGAAUGCACCUCGCCAGUAUCCUUCCGGGGAUGUAGGGACCAGCCAGUCAGAAAUAGACUGA
This is a messenger RNA of Manis javanica (Malayan pangolin), 880 nucleotides long. The record is from RefSeq and is a predicted model, not a curated record. Lineage: Eukaryota; Metazoa; Chordata; Mammalia; Pholidota; Manidae.